This is a messenger RNA of Penicillium vulpinum, 7422 nucleotides long. RefSeq lists its product as uncharacterized. Gene Ontology annotation, molecular function: 3-oxoacyl-[acyl-carrier-protein] synthase activity; fatty acid synthase activity; phosphopantetheine binding. The transcript has 13 exons. Lineage: Eukaryota; Fungi; Ascomycota; Eurotiomycetes; Eurotiales; Aspergillaceae. The record is from RefSeq and is a predicted model, not a curated record. Gene Ontology annotation, biological process: secondary metabolite biosynthetic process; fatty acid biosynthetic process. Bases 1 to 7422 code for a protein of 2473 amino acids.
AUGAACUCGACAACUGGACAAGUACAAUCAUCAUGCAGAAACCACAAGGAGGAUUUUGGGGAGCCAAUUGCUGUCAUUGGUAUGGCAAUGAGGCUACCAGGUGGUAUUAGAUGUGGAGAUGAAUUUUGGGAAAUGCUCGUGAAGAAACGAGAUGGCUUUUGCGAAGCGCCUCCCUCACGCUGCUCCAGAGAGGCGUCUAGCAGUCCCGAUUGUGGAGAUCUGAGCGAAACGAAAAAGGGGUUCUUUUUGCAAGAAGAUCCAGCUUAUUUUGACGCGUCUUUCUUUUCUGUUCCUCCCCACGAGGCGGCACGCCUGGACCCCCAGCAACGGCUCUUGCUAGAGGUGGUUUGGGAGUGCCUGGAGAACUCGGGGGAGACCAAGUGGCGCGGUGAGAAAAUCGGUUGCUUUGUUGGUGUUUUUGGCGAAGAUUGGCUAGAAAUGUCGAAUAAAGAUCCUCAGUAUCUGAAUCAGAUAUAUCCUAUCGCCACCGGUGGUUUCGCGUUAGCAAACCAAGUGUCGUAUCGGUUUGAUCUGCUGGGCCCAAGCAUGACUAUCCAAACGGCUUGCUCUUCAUCCCUGGUCUGCCUUCAUGAGGCCUGUCAAGCACUUCGAUCUGGAGAGUGCUCAACAGCUCUAGUGGGCGGGACAAGUCUUAUAUGGAGUCCAACCAUGACAGAUGCCAUGACCAAAAACAUGGUUUUGUCACCGAGUGGUAUUUCUCAUACCUUCGAUGCUGAGGCAGAUGGUUAUGGUCGUGGUGAAGGGAUCAAUUGCAUAUAUCUCAAACCAUUACGGGACGCACUUCGUGACAACGAUGCGGUCCGCGCUAUCAUCCGCUCCACAGUAACCAACCACGACGGCAAGACCCCUAACUUUUCUCAACCAUGUCCUAUAUCUCAAGAGAGAUUGAUUCGGCACGCGUAUAAGAUUGCAGGAAUUGAUGCUAUCCACGAAACGCCUGUUUUUGAAUGCCAUGGGACUGGAACAGCUGUCGGCGAUGUCAUCGAGGCAUCAGUUGUUGCAAAGAUGACCCAAGGAGAAGAAACAUAUAUUAGUGCUGUCAAACCAAAUGUUGGUCAUUCUGAGGGUGCCUCGGGUAUCACAAGCAUCAUUAAAUCUAUUUUGUCACUUGAACAUAAGACCAUCGCACCCAAUAUCCAUUUCAAAACACCGAAUCCCCAAAUCCCAUUCACCGAGGCAAAUCUUCACGUCCCCUUAGAACCAACUCCGUGGCCUGCUGGGAGGCCCGAAAGGAUCAGCGUGAAUUCCUUCGGUAUUGGGGGAUCCAAUGCCCACGCUAUUCUGGAGUCCCCCUCUACAAUAUCUCCAAAGUCUCAAAUCACAUCGCUUGGAGGCUCUAGCUCACAGCUCUUGGUCCUGUCUGCGCACACUGCAGACACUCUUCGCAAUCGCAUUGGCCAGAUCACUGACUAUGUAAAGAAUCACCCAGACCGCCUGUAUGAUCUUUCUUAUACUUUGGCUUCGCGAAGAUCGCAUCUUUCUCACCGGACCUUUGCCGUGGUGCAGCCGAGUAAUCCCAUUCUAGACGAUGCGGCGUUUUCCAUAUUCAAUACCAGCUCCUCAAAUGUCACCUUCGUGUUCACAGGCCAGGGAGCUCAAUGGCCUGGAAUGGGGCUAAGGCUUUUGUCCAGCUUUCCAACAUUCAAGCAGGAUGUCAAAAAGAUGGAUGAAGCACUUCAGCAGCUACCUAAUGGCCCGAAUUGGUUAUUAUAUGAUGAACUAAGACAAGAGAGUUCAACUGCUCGGGUCCACGAAGCCGAGUUCUCUCAGCCUCUCUGUGUUGCGCUUCAAAUUGGCCUGGUAAAUAUUCUCAAUGGUUGGGGAAUUGAGCCUUCCACAGUUGUCGGACAUUCGAGCGGAGAGAUUGUGGCUGCGUAUGCUGCCCGAGCUAUUUCGAUGAGGACUGCUAUCGUUCUAGCAUACUACCGAGGCAAGGUCGCACAACCGCUAGAAGGCUUAGGCGCCAUGGUAGCCGUCGGACUUGCUCCGGACGAGGUGACACAGUACUUAACACCCGGAGUGGUUGUUGCUUGCCACAAUAGUCCGCAUAGUCUCACCCUAUCAGGAGAUAAUGACUCGGUUGACCGUGCGAUCAAAAGCAUCAAGGCAGCAAAUUCAGAUACACUGUGCCGCCGGCUCACAGUGAAAAUUGCUUAUCAUUCUAACCACAUGAAAAAGAUUGGCUCUCAAUAUGAAGAUUUUAUCUCCAGCCAUAUCGAACACGAGCCAGGAAUGAUACCUUUCUAUUCCAGUGUGACUGGCGACACAAUCACUGACGCUCGCAAACUAGAUGCAUCAUACUGGCGACAGAAUCUGGAAUCACCGGUACUUUUCACAGAGGCUAUCCAAAGUCUACCUACUAGUGGAACCCCGGUCUUUGUAGAACUUGGGCCACACUCAGCCCUUGCCGCCCCUUUGCGACAAAUCUUCCGGAUUUUGACGGCGAGAUCACCGGUCUAUAUUCCCACCUUAUUUAGGUAUGAUGAAGAUGUCCAAGGCCAGCUCCUACGAACGGCAGGACAGGCCUAUGCAAGUGGCAUUGGAGUCAAUCUGCGAAGCAUAAUGGAGCCGGGCAACACGCUGGUAGACCUUCCACCUUAUCCUUGGCAACAUGAUCGCUCCUACUGGAGUGAGAGUCGACUGAGUAGGGAUUGGAGACAGCGCAAAUUUCCGCACCAUGAAAUUCUUGGUUUGCAGGUCGUCGAUACGACUGACCAUGAGCCUUCUUGGCGCAAUCUAGUGACAUUGGACAAUGUGCCAUGGCUUAUGGAUCAUGUUAUCCAAGGCACUGUCACAUUCCCUGGUGCUGGAUUUGUCGCUAUGGCAGGUGAGGCAGUCCAGCAGCUGUAUCCCGACAGGGAUAGUUAUUCAGUGCGUAAUACCACAUUUAUAACACCACUGCUGUUCCACGAGGGAGAUCAGAUCGAGCUGGUGACUAGCCUCAGUCCGAUCGAAGUGGCUGACAGGGUCCCAUCUGGCUGGUAUGGUUUCAAAAUCAUGGCCCAUGACGGAGAACGAUGGACCAUGCAUUGUCAAGGUCAAGUAAGGGCAGGGGCCGACCAUCCCCCAGAGCCAUUCCCGAUCUCUUCCUAUAAGCGAGCUGUGCCAUCUGAGGGUUUGUACCGUGUGCUCCAAAGGAGUGGAAUAGAUUACGGCCCUCAAUUCCAGGGCCUAGAGCAGAUCACAGCAGAUCCCACCGGACCAAGGGCAACUGCCACUGUUCUGGGCAACCGCAGGCUGCCUGGGAGCAGGUAUUCGCUGCAUCCUACGGCAAUUGAUCAAUGCCUCCAACUUAUGGGCGUGGCCUGUUCUAAGGGCUUGCUACGGCAUCUCACAACUAUUUAUGUUCCAGCUAUUAUAAAUUCUCUGUUUGUCGGACCAGGAGGUCCACCUAUGCCAGCAAGCGCCCGAACCAAGGGUGGUACAAGGGAUGGACAACUAGGCGAUGCUAUUGCCAUGCUAGGUGAUCGAGUGGUCCUCUCUAUUCAAGGAGCUUACCUUUUCGCCUUGGAAAAGGAUCACAUAGAUUCUGGAACUGGGCUCGCAGGCUCAGUAAGCCAUCUUGAGUGGAAAUCUGACAUUGAUUUCUUCCCCUCGACAGCACUUCUGUCUACACCACAUGAUUAUACAUUACAGGCCAUGAAUAUCAGAGCCUUGGGUCAGCUAUCUGCGCUUUUUGUUCUGGAGACGGCGGAACAAAUUAGAGAUGUCCAACCAGCAUCAUCACAUUUCACAAAAUGGAAGAAGUUCAUCCUGGACGCAGCUUUCAAUACUAAAACAAGUGGAGAACAAUCUAUCUACCCAGAGUCAGAUCAAUGGGCAUUAGUAAGUUCUGCAGACAGACAGGAAAUGAUACAGAAGGUGUCGAGGGAGAUCAAAUUUACGUUUGAUGCUCCACUUGCGGAGUGCAUGCAGGUCAUUUUCGAUAACUGCAAAGCAUUCACAUCUGGAGAAAGUAGCUCAUUGGAGGUCCUCAUGAAGGACAACCUCCUGCAUCGCUUCCAUGCUGCGCACACACAGUAUGCUGACUGGAACCCGCUCCUCCCGUUACUCUGCCAUUCCACUCCUGGUCUACGGGUCCUUGAGAUUGGUGCAGGUACCGGCUCUGCAACCGCAAUGGCUCUAGAACUUCUCAAAUCCACGAGUGGGGAGCGCAUGUAUGGACAGUACGUUUUUACCGACAUCUCCUCGGGCUUUAUGUCCGCGGCAACGGAGAGAUUCAGUUAUGAGGAGUGCAUGGAAUACAAAGUUCUUGAUAUCAGCCUAGAUCCCCUUGAACAGGGGUUUGAUGCCCAUAGCUUUGACUUGAUCAUUGCGUCCAAUGUUCUCCAUGCUACCCCUAGCAUUCACACAGCACUCUGUCAUGUGCAUCGUCUUUUAAAGCCCACCGGACGCUUCUUACUCCAUGAGAUUAGCCCAGAGAUUUUACUUGCAAAUUUCACCAUGGCAGGUUCCUUUGGUAUAUUUCCCGGUUGGUGGCUGGGUGAGGAUGACAGUCGAGCAGAGCAACCGUACAUCUCACCCAAGAGAUGGGAUCAGGAGCUAGGAGCUGCAGGUUUCACUGGAGCAGAUGUCACGGCUUAUGAUCAAAAGCCGCCAUAUCAUAUAUCCGCUAGCAUGUUGUCACGACCGGUGGACGCGAUUUCCAUACCUACUGAUAUCUGGCUGCUCACAGGCAAUUCUACCCUGUGUCAGUGGGCGAGUGAUAUUGAGUCGCUAUUUCGUGACGAAGGCUACAGCACUACUAGGACUACCUUGCACCAAGCGCCCCCCAAGGGCAAAUUCAUCGUAUCUCUGCUGGAUCUGGAAGGAGCCCCAAUAGGUUCCCUUCCAAAGAACGACUACGAGAUAUUCCAACGCUACAUAGAGCAAGCGCAAGAAUCCCAAAUCCUCUGGGUCACACAGUCAACCUCCCAUACCUGCUCGGAUCCAAUGUUUGGCUUUGUUCAUGGGCUCGCUCGCACUUUACGGGCAGAGCUGUUGCUUGAUCUCUCAAUUCUAGAGGUUCCCACAUGGGACGCGGCGGCCGCAAAGGCCGUGGUCCAGGUGUGCGAGAAGAUACAAAGAUCCCGCGCGCACUCCCUUCCCGAUCCAGAGUAUGAAUUCGCAUUUCAUGAAGAGAAGAUCAAAGUCGGCCGAUACCACUGGACACCUCUCAUUGAGCAACUCGCAAGCCCACCUCGAUCAGACGCGUCCCGAAAGCUAACUCUGACGGCAUACGGACUUUUGGAUACGUUACACUGGGCCGAGAAAGAGCCAUGCUAUGAAUUAGAUAAGGGGCAGGUUGAAGUUGAGAUGGACUACGUAGGACUGAACUUCAAAGAUAUGAUGGUUGCAAUGGGCUUUUUCGGAAAUAAAGAAGAUCUCGGCCUCGAAGGCAGCGGUAUUGUGCUCCAAGUUGGAGCCGAGGUGACGGAUAUUACAGUGGGGGACCGUGUGGUCUUGAUGCAUUCUGGGGUUCUGGCCUCAAACGUUAUAGUGCCUCGAGAAGCUUGUAUCAAGCUACCGCAGGGGUUAUCAAUGGCGGAUGCUGCCACGAUGUUGACAGGCUAUGUCACUGUUCUCUAUUCGCUUCUUGAGAUUGGUGCUUUGAAGAAGGGCCAGGCAAGUCACUAUUGUUCCGUCCUGAUUCACUCGGCGUGUGGCGGAGUCGGACUAGCGGCUCUCCAAGUAUGCCAGGCUGUUGGUACUGAGAUCUACACCACCGUCGGCAACGAUAAAAAGGUAGCAUAUUUGAUGGAGGAUUUCGGUUUACCUCGAGACCGGAUCUUCAACUCUCGCAACACCUCCUUCCAACCGGACUUGAUGCGUGCCACCGGUGGACGGGGAGUUGAUCUAGUGCUCAACUCAUUGUCAGGUAACUUAUUACACGCUUCAUGGGAAUGCGUUGCGAAGUUCGGUCGGAUGGUUGAACUGGGAAAACGCGACUUCAUAAGUCAUGGAAUGCUUAAUAUGAGCCUUUUCGAAGCCAACCGAUCAUUUUUCGGCGUUGACCUUGCACAAGUUUGCAAGGAAACUCCGGAUAUUCUCAAAAGUACCCUAGCAACAUUUUCAGACUGGUAUCGUCAAGGAAAAAUCGGACCUAUCAAACCUGUCAAAAUUUUUGACGCGGUUGAUAUUGUCAGUGCAUUCAGAUAUAUGCAGGCCGGCACCCACCUAGGUAAGAUUCUGGUGCGUAUGCCAUCCGCCGUAGACACUUUGCCUCCUCCAGUUGUGAAAAAAUUCCCGUCAUUCCGAUCCGACGCCGCUUAUCUGCUCAUUGGCGGGCUCGGGGGUAUUGGGCGAUCCGUGUCAACAUGGAUGGUCGAACAAAAUGCGCGAGAACUUGUAUUCCUCUCACGGUCAGCUGGCAAAUCUGAGGAGGAUCAAUCAUUUAUUCACGAACUUGAAGCGCAAGGUUGCCAAGUUAUUUGCGUGGCAGGUAAUGUAACCAACCUCACGGAUGUAAAGGAGGCUGUUGCCGCAUGCACGCGGCCUCUUGCUGGUGUCCUCCAGAUGGCAGUCGACUUGAAAGAUCGACUCUUCCUACAGAUGAGCCACGAGGAGUGGGAGGCUGCACUGGCGCCGAAAGUCACUGGAACCUGGAACCUGCACCAUGCCACAUUGCAACACUCACUGGAUUUCUUCGUCGUGUUUGGCUCAAUUGCCGGAAUAUGUGGUAACACUGGCCAGGCCAAUUAUGCAGCGGCAACUACAUUUUUGGAAGCAUUCACCCGCUAUCGACGGCAGCAGGGACUUUCUUCCUCUAUCUUGCACCUCGGUGUGGUUGGAGAUGCGGGUGCUGCAAGUCGCAACUCCCGAUUCCUUCAAAGAGUACAAUCAAUUGCGCUACAUGUGCUCCAUGAAACUGAAGUGAUUGACGGACUCGCUGCAGCGAUCAAUAUUUCCCCGGUUGGUGGUUCUAACGCGAGCGGCGCAAUAGCAAUGGGACUCGCGCACACGAGGCGGCGCGCCGACCUCCCAAAGGAAAUCUUCCUCGGUGGACGCGACGCUCGAUUUUCGAUCUAUCCCAACCUUGAGUCUACGAGCGCUAGCCCUGGCGGGGAUCAAUCCUCUCAUGCAAAUGCAUUAAAGGCCCUCCUUGCUCAGAUACAAGCAGAUCCUUCAUUGACGGGCAAAAAGGAGACUGAGAUAGCCUUGAUGAAGGAACUGGGCAAAUUUAUCAGCCAUAAUCUUACAGGGCAGACACAAGAUGAAGGGCCAGAUUCUGCGGAUGACACUGAGACAAUGGCCGCCAUAGCAGUUGAUUCCCUCAUGGCCAUAGAGGUUAGGAAUUGGCUACGGAGGUCUCUGGGCCUGGAGAUUCCAACGGUGGAAAUCAACCGAGCAGGUACAUUAGGUGGCUUGGUGAAGGUCGUCUUAAAGGGACUUGGGGAGAAAUAUGAUCAACAAGCUACCUAA